AUGCUCGCGAUGCGGAGUAAUACAUUUCGGAAUUCCACCAGGCCCAUCCGUGCUGGAGUUCAUUCUGCAAAGAUUUUCGCUGAUUAUGGUGCAAACACCAUAGUUAAGGAGUUUGAGAUGCUUGGAACCUGCUGGCAGCGCACAUGUAAUCUUACAUUGAGUCUUCGAAACUCUGGCGGAGAGAAACAAUUUACGAUGCUUACCACAACGCAUCCGCGUCGCGGCAAAGCUAUUGUAGAUGCCGCUGCUCAAGUUUUGGCUGAUAAAGGAAAACUCGAAAGAUUUAUUUGGAGUACCCUUCCCAACUUCAACGAAUUGAGUAAAAGGGAAUACCUGCGAAAAGAGAGGAAAGAAUUAUGGGAGAAAAGUAGUCUGUUGAAUAUGGGAUUUUAUACAACGAAUAUCAAAAACUACCAGGAACUCUUUGCGCCAAAAAAGAAGGAUGAUGGCUCCGGCGAAUUGAUCUUACAUAAUCCCAGCUUAAACGCGGCUGAGCAUCCUUUUGUUGUCCCAACCGACGCAGGUAUCUUCGCCGAGUUACUCGUUCGAGUUCCACCAAAACAAGAUCUGUUGGCAGUCAGCGAAACGGCAAGCCACGAGACCUUCUUUAAAGUUUGA
Sclerotinia borealis F-4128 is the source of this 618-nucleotide messenger RNA. NCBI's taxonomy places the organism in Eukaryota, Fungi, Ascomycota, Leotiomycetes, Helotiales, Sclerotiniaceae. The record is from the annotation of a GenBank genome assembly.